This is a messenger RNA of Myodes glareolus (Bank vole), 4744 nucleotides long. NCBI's taxonomy places the organism in Eukaryota, Metazoa, Chordata, Mammalia, Rodentia, Cricetidae. The record is from RefSeq and is a predicted model, not a curated record.
AUGAAGAAAAUGUUCAGCGACUGCUUCUUUGCCAGAGCUGAGUCGGAUUUCUUGGAAACUCGUCUUUUUUAUAGCUUAAAGAGCCCUUGCAGAUUGUUUUGCCUGGUUAUGCUCGGCUGAAUGCCCUCUGAGUCAAGCGACUGAAGGACGGGAGACCACUUUUCCUCCGGAUAUGUGUCACAAAGAUGUCUACACGGAACUGCCAGGGGACGGAUUCAGUGAUCAAGCACCUGGACACCAUCCCUGAGGACAAGAAAGUCAGAGUCCAGAGGACACAGAGCAGCUUCGACCCGUUCGAGAAGCCUGCCAACCAAGUCAAAAGGGUGCAUUCGGAGAAUAAUGCCUGCAUUAACUUCAAGUCUUCCUUGGCCGGCAAAGAGUCACCCAAAGUGCGGCGGCACUCCAGCCCCAGCUCGCCAACAAGUCCCAAGUUUGGAAAAGCUGAUUCCUAUGAAAAACUGGAGAAACUAGGAGAAGGCUCUUAUGCAACAGUCUACAAAGGGAAAAGCAAGGUAAACGGGAAGCUGGUGGCUCUAAAGGUGAUCAGGCUGCAGGAGGAAGAGGGGACGCCGUUCACGGCCAUCAGGGAAGCGUCUCUGUUGAAAGGCUUGAAGCACGCAAACAUCGUGCUGCUUCAUGACAUCAUCCACACCAAGGAAACGCUGACGCUUGUCUUUGAAUACGUGCACACUGAUUUAUGUCAGUACAUGGACAAGCACCCUGGAGGACUCCACCCAGAGAAUGUGAAGUUGUUUUUAUUUCAGUUGCUGCGAGGGCUGUCGUACAUCCACCAGCGGUAUAUUCUGCACAGAGACCUGAAACCACAGAACCUUCUGAUCAGUGACACGGGGGAGCUGAAGCUGGCAGAUUUCGGUCUUGCAAGAGCCAAAUCCGUCCCUAGCCACACGUAUUCCAAUGAAGUGGUUACCUUGUGGUACAGACCUCCAGAUGUUCUCCUGGGCUCUACAGAAUAUUCCACCUGCCUUGACAUGUGGGGAGUUGGCUGCAUCUUUGUUGAGAUGAUUCAGGGAGUCGCCGCAUUUCCAGGAAUGAAAGACAUUCAGGAUCAACUUGAACGAAUAUUUCUGGUUCUUGGAACACCAAAUGAGGACACGUGGCCGGGAGUUCAUUCUUUACCGCAUUUUAAGCCAGAACGCUUUACCGUGUACAGUUCUAAAAGCCUCAGACAAGCGUGGAAUAAGCUCAGCUAUGUAAAUCAUGCCGAAGAUUUGGCUUCCAAGCUUCUACAGUGUUCCCCAAAGAACAGGCUAUCUGCACAGGCUGCCUUGAGCCACGAAUAUUUCAGCGAUCUGCCCCCGCGGCUAUGGGAGCUGACUGAUAUGUCUUCUAUUUUUACGGUCCCGAAUGUGAGAUUGCAGCCGGAAGCUGGAGACAGUAUGAGGGCCUUUGGGAAAAACAAUAGUUAUGGCAAAGGUCUAUCGAGCAGCAAGCACUGACAAGCCCGGCAUUCUCAGGAGAGCACAGGAUUAAGUUGUCAUCAUUCUGGGAAGAAAAGGAAGAAGAAAAAAUACAAAAAGAAAAGACCGCUAAUGAAGUGGCCCACAGUGCUGGGCUCCUGGACCAGUUCCCUUCUGCCCCCUGUGGUGGAUUUCACUUACAAGAAAAUUGAAACUGGCAAGACCCUGUUUUCUCUGCAAUUUAUUUAAAACCUUGCACGCAUUUGGAUACCUUGUGAUUUCCAAGAACUAUGUGAAGAUUAAGCUUUGCUUACUGAUACAUGGCAUGUAUUCUUUUCAGUCUCUUGUGUUUGAUUCUGUUUGAUUUCCCUCUGCUGCACAGUAUCUCUGGGAAGGGGUUUUAUGCUUUCACCAGCCAUGUCUUAAAUACAUUAAGACAACACAUUUGGUGUUCACACUUCCUCUGUAAUGUCUGCACUUGAAAGCCACACAGUGGCAUGAAACAAUGUGUGUUUUCUUUGAGAACAGAAUACAUUCUGCAACCACCAGGAAGGAUAUUCUUAUUGCUAAAACAAACCCCAGGUUCUGACUGACUAGACACCAUGGUCCCAGACAGCUGGACCUGACGACCUGUUGCUUACCUUCGAGGACAUUUGGAAAUGUGGGGUUUCCUUUUUUUAUUGGAAUUGUCCCCACAUUUAUAGGCGCCUAGAACUGCUUCGCAUCUUCAAUGGCACGGCUGUUUCUGAGCAGGCCGUGCCUAGAGAAGCACCAAGAACCAAGACGAAGAUGAAGGCCUCCUCCUCCUCCUUCUUUUUUUUUUUUAAUCUGUAGAAAGCAAGUCAAUUUUUACAUGUGUUCUGGGUCUUGUCAACAUCUGAUUUUUUUCCCCCAUCAGCUCUGUUAUGCUCUGUGUUUUUUAACUGGAGAAAAUAGUGAGGAAUAUCUUUCUUAAAACUUGGGUGCAAAAAAAAAAAAAUCUAUCUGUCAGGGUGAGUCCUAGGAGCCGUCUUUGCCAAUUAAUGCUUAAAAAGCAAGUUUAAAAAUUAUCUAGAGUUAAAAUUUUGCUCACUCACAACAAAGCACCUUUGAAUCGGAUUGUUCAGACACAUUCCAAGCCGCUCAGAAGGCACCGCUGGGUACCAGACUUUAAACCACUCUACCGUAAUAAGUGUUCAAACUCAGUUCUUAAACAAUGCGGGAAUUUUGCUUUAAAAAUAGAAAUGGCAAAGAAAGGCCUGGAUUCCCUUGUUUUAAGGCACUCUGAGGCCUUGGAAGAUGAAGGCAAGUCUGUGUCAUGGGGAGAGAGGACUCUUCCAUACACUGCACCUUGGUCUAUGGGGAGCUGCCCAGUGUAGGCAUCUUCCACGGGCAGCCUCUCUACAGAAUCCCAGUAAGGAGGGGCUGGGGGCAGUUAGGAAGCGUCACAUAAAGCAUGCCCUUUGCACCUCUGGACACAAAUCUCCAUGGAAACACACGUGUGCACAUUGUUCUAUGUUCUACUGCUCCUGAGAAAAGGGAAGAAACUACAAGCUUGAGAUGUGUCACACAUUAGGAUCAAGAUGGGGAAUUAUUAUCCAAUUUGACAAGGGCUUUCUGAUUCCCGAAUGAGUAUCAAAGCCAGUAGUCAAACCCAGCAUGUCCCUGGAAGUAGAGCCCGGUUCUUAAAACUCUCAAAGGCAUUGUCUCUGAGUGAUAGGUAUAACCAACCGUCCAGCCUAUCCAGAAGGAGAAGUACUUACAAUCUCGAAAACACAAAGCAAGGAAUUGCUUCCCGAAUGGUUUGAAAGAAGAAAGAGUGUCUCUCAAGGUGACCCCGUGUACUGUUUGCUGCCUGGGAAUCAUUUUCAUACCUCUCUCAUACAUUCCUUCCGUGGGAAGUCUUUGCAGGUAUUUUGACUUAAAGUAUAAUUAAAUUGGGAGUUCUUUAAGUGAGGAGAAAACUUUCCAUGUAAUUAAAAACUGCCUCCCCUGUGCAUUGCUUAGAAUCCUCCAUUCAUCUGGGUGGCAGGGAGGAGGCAUCUUGUUUAUAUUUCACCACUCCAUGCUAAUGUUGGAGGGUUUCGAGUAAGCAAUGUAAAGGCAACUCGAGAUCCGUGCCCUUGUCUAGACAGCGUCUCCUGGGAAGGAAGGCAUAGCACUGCUCGGUGUGGGGUCUGCCCCACGUCAGGCCCACCUCUCAGGUUAGAAGGGCUUCAGCUUCAUGUCCUUGUCAGCAAGGAAGGACAUCCAAAGUGUCCCCCCAACCCAGCCUGGCACAGUCCUAUCCCACAUACCCUGCUUUUCUCUCCCACCCUCUCUGAGGGUGUCAUGAUAAUCCGUACAGACGGCGCCCAUUAGCAUGUGAGUACACUGCUGGGAAAGCACCACAAUACUCGGAAGAUUAUUUUUCUAUGAAGGACUUGCUUGAGUUUGGACAGCUGAUAUUAGCACGAACGCCUCGACGUGGUGAUUGUAUCAGCUCAACCUCACUGCACACAGUAUUUGGAAAGGAAGUAUGGGACUCGGUUUCCAUCUUCUUAAGGGGAACAGCUUAAUUAAUUAAGAUACACAAGACACAUAGGAUGCAAAAAUGUGUUUGCUGUGCUAGACAAAGAAGUAGAGGGUUCUGAAGCAGGGGCAGUUGUCUCCUACCGUGCAAGGACCAGAAUCUGUUUCUAGCUCUUAAGUGACUAGAAAACCAGGACCUCUUGGCGCCCUGUCCCCUGUGUAUACGACAGCCACUGUAAUCAGUACCCUAUGUAUGCGUCCAUAGCAGACACCCAUCUGUGAAUAGUACUGGUUUGUAAUCUUCUGUUCUAUAAGAGGAUGUUUAGGUUGUACAUACUGGGGUAGAUCGCUGCCUGCCCCUAUACAUAGAAACAUGCUGCAUAUAUGUGCAUAGCUUCCUUCUCCAUCCCCGGCUUGUACACAGGGGAAACUGUAUGUUAGUCUUCCGUUUCCUCAUAUACCAAAAGGAAAAAUUUUAACUCUCAAACGAAAUAGCAAUUUCCUCUUCACGCUGCCCCCUCUCACAGCAGCAUAUGUUAGAGGCACAUAUUAAAUCACACUCUUUGUGAGUGGACUUUCAGGUUUUUCUCAUUUCCUAUUAUUUCUCCCCCCCCUUUGUUUGUAUGAGGCACUGAGUUAUGUGCUUUCUAAUGGGGUUAGUACCUCAGAUAAUCAUUAUGCUUCAACAUGGCACAUAGCAAGGAGAAUGGAACUCUACAUGUUGCAUAUGUGUUGCCAAUUGUAAUUUGUCUGUACUAUGAAGGAUGUAAUGGUUUGUCCACUGUCAUUGUUGUUUUCUGUAACAUGAUAUGGAAUAAAGUAUAGCCAAAUCUGCA